Molecule: messenger RNA, 616 nt
Organism: Osmia lignaria (orchard mason bee)
Lineage: Eukaryota; Metazoa; Arthropoda; Insecta; Hymenoptera; Megachilidae
Source: RefSeq, a predicted model, not a curated record
AAUAAAUACAAAUUGAAAAUUGUUAGGUUAUGUUUCUGUUGAAUGUUUAUCAUUCCUGUCAGCAUUUCUUAAGGUGAUAAUUAAAGCACUGAGAAUCGAUCGAGAAAUAAUAAUUAAUACAGUUAUGGGAAAUGAAUCGAUGGAGGAAACAAAAGCAGAAUGUUCUUUUAAGUUUCAUGAUUUUGUGGCAACAGUUGGUGAACAAACAAUCGCUUGUCAUAUAAUUAAAAUGGAAGAUUGUCUUUAUUUGUGGGUGGGUGGUGUUAAUGAAAAUGCCAUGAACGAUUUAUCAUUUGCAAUGGUAUCACCGUAUGAAAACCAACCACUUGUAACAAAAAUUAUGGGACCGAUCGCUAAUGAAGCUUCGAGCAACUUGGCUAAAAGGCUUUCAAAAAAGCUGUCCAAGCCUGUAUAUGUCAGUUUCAAUGUUGAGGCUAAUAAUUUGUCUUUACCUGCCAUCGAGAGGAGACUUAGAGAUGAAUUUAAUUCACACCCUGAAAUUUUGUAACGAAAUCACGCAAGUUGUAUUCUAAUUAAUGUCUCGUGUAAUAUCAUAUUGAUAUGAUACAUGAAAAUUAUUAUGUGAAUUUACAUAUUUUGUACUGAAUAUUAUUUG